AUGAAUUUAUCGAUUUGGAAUGAUGAAUUUUGGUUGCCUCAAAAUACAACAUGGCAAGAUUUUCAGGAACUUGAACAAAAUGGUGUACGUUUACCGAAAAUUCGAGACCUUCUCUAUGUUUAUCCAUUAGCUGCUCUACUCUAUAUAACACGUCUUUUAUUUGAAUAUUAUAUUGCUCAACCGCUUGGUCGCUCUGUCGGUGUACGUGACGAUCAACUGAACACGCAACGAAUUGAUAAAAAAUUAAUAAAUCAUUCUAAAUCACCCGAUAAUAUACAAAAGCAACAACAACGUCGGACUAAGACACGCAUGAGUCCAUUAGCUAAAUUUAGUGAAUCAACCUGGCGUUUUACCUUUUAUCUUAGUGUAUUUUUGUAUGGUGUUCUGAUAAUGAAAGAUAAAAUAUGGUUAUGGGAUACACGUCAUUGUUGGUUAAAUUAUCCAAAUCAUGAAUUAACUAAUGAUGUCUAUUGGUAUUAUAUGAUAGAACUUGCUUUCUAUUGGUCCUUAGUCUUUUCACAAUUUAUUGAUGUUAAACGAAAGGAUUUUUGGGAAAUGUUUCUUCAUCAUAUUGCUACAAUAUCAUUACUGUCAUUUUCAUAUAUUGUCAAUUUUGUACGUGUUGGAUCAUUAGUACUUGUUGUACAUGAUUGUGGAGACUAUUGGCUCGAAGGUGCCAAAAUGGCUAAAUAUGCGCGAGCACAACGACUCUGUGAUACAACUUUCGUGAUAUUUGCCGUUGUUUGGUUUAUAACACGUCUAUGUUUUUAUCCAUAUAAAGUAUUGUACACGACAACAUUUGAAGAAAUGAAUAUUCUUGGCUUAUUUCCUGCUUAUUAUAUGUUCAAUGGACUUUUAAUUCUUCUUCAAAUUCUUCAUUAUUUCUGGUUUUAUCUUAUUUGUCAAGUCGCUAUUUCAGCUUGUAAAGCCGGCAAAGUAAAAAAAGAUGAACGAAGCGACAGUGAAGAAAGUGACGAUGAACAAGAUACUGUCGACGGUGAUGUUGACAAAGACAAGUGA
Messenger RNA from Rotaria socialis, 1020 nucleotides. NCBI's taxonomy places the organism in Eukaryota, Metazoa, Rotifera, Eurotatoria, Philodinida, Philodinidae. The record is from the annotation of a GenBank genome assembly.